AUGGUCAGAAAGAAGAAGGUUAUACUGAGAUACAAGUUGGAAUAUAGGUCAGAAUUGAACAUGGCAUACUCAGAUGGGAUAAAUGAAUUGGUUGCUGAGGGAGCAAAGCUAUAUGCUGCUAAGGAAUUUGACGAUGCAUCAGAAAAGUACGCUGAAGCUUGCGAAAACUACAGUAAUGAGCAUGGAGAAGAAGACGCAGAUUUAUUAUUGUUGUAUGGGAAAUCAUUAUUUCAGAGUGCAGUUUUGAAAUCAGAGGUAUUUGGUGGCACUGCUACUAAUGAAGAAAAAGAAGAAAAAGAGGAUGAAAGUAAAGAGAAAGAAGAGCAGGAAGACGAUGGCAAUUUUCAAUUUUGCGAUGAUGCCCCAUUGGCCGAAGAAGAAGACGACGAAAAUAGCGGUGUAGCUGCAGAAGAGGAGGAAGAAGAAAGAGAAUCUGGAAAUGAUGCAGAUAAAGAUGAGGAGGCGCCACAAGAGGAAGAAGAACAGAGUGAUUUUGAAGUUGCAUGGGAGAUCUUGGACUUAACACGUUCAUUGUUUGAAAAAAAGCUUGAAAAUGUACAGAAACAAGGUGAAAACUUGAAGAGUCCGUACUUGUCGAAAGAUAACGAGGAGACCGAUAACGAAUUUAUAAUCUUGACUAAGAAACUUUCAGAAACAUACGAUUUAUUAGGUGAGGUGUCCUUGGAGGCCGAAAACUUCGCCCAGUCUGCCAUUGAUUUGCAGAAUUGUUUGGACUUGAGGCUCAAGCUUUACAAUCCUGAAAACUCGUCAUUGAUCUCUGAAUCACACUAUAAAUUAUCGCUUGCGUUGGAAUUUUGCGUCGACGAUCCAGAGCUGAGGUCGAAGGCUUGUGAACAAAUGAGGCUCGCAAUUGAAUCAGUAAAGGACAGAAAUAGCAAGGAAAAGGAUCCUGCUAAGAGGAAAGACAAUGAUGACUUGGUGCAGGACUUGGAAGUGAGAUACCAGGAAUUGGAAAGAGAUCCAACAGAAGACCUCAAAAAUGAGCAAAUGAAUAUCAUUAAGGGCAUCUUAGGUGCGCCUAGCGACGACGGCGAUGAUAAAUCUCCAGUGGCUAAUCUUGUAAACGACUUAUCAUCGAUUGUGAAAAAGAAGCCUGAGAAACCUGCUGUCAAUGAUUUGACCUCGAUGGUAAAAAAAAGAAAGUCUUCUUCAAAAACUGGCGAGUCUUCAAAGAAAAGUAAGAAAUAA
Debaryomyces fabryi is the source of this 1209-nucleotide messenger RNA. RefSeq lists its product as uncharacterized. NCBI's taxonomy places the organism in Eukaryota, Fungi, Ascomycota, Pichiomycetes, Serinales, Debaryomycetaceae. The transcript has a single exon. The coding region runs from base 1 to 1209 and encodes 402 amino acids. Gene Ontology annotation, molecular function: histone binding. The record is from RefSeq and is a predicted model, not a curated record. Gene Ontology annotation, cellular component: nucleoplasm. Gene Ontology annotation, biological process: DNA replication-dependent chromatin assembly; CENP-A containing chromatin assembly.